AUGCUGCGUUCAUCGUUAGGGGUAGGCCGGAGCCGACUUCCGACCUUGCAGAAACCCGGGCGUUUACUGAGAUCGGAUAGCGCUCUGCUCCGCUGGGGCCAGAUAAGAAGAUCUGCUUCGACUGUCACGAGCCUUGAGAACUUUCCGGAGAUCGGUGAAGGAAUCCAUGGGUUCACUGUUCAGGAGAAGAAGCAUGUUCCAGAACUGCACCUUACAGCAAUCCGCUUGAAGCAUGACAAAACCGAUGCCGACUACAUCCACGUGGCUAGAGAAGACAAGAACAAUGUCUUUGGUAUUGGGUUCAAGACGAAUCCUCCGGAUGCCACUGGUGUGCCGCAUAUCUUGGAGCAUACUACGCUUUGCGGAAGUGAAAAAUAUCCCAUCCGCGACCCUUUCUUCAAGAUGCUACCUCGAUCUCUUUCAAACUUCAUGAAUGCUUUCACCUCCGCUGACCAUACUACCUACCCUUUCGCCACGACAAACCCGCAAGACUUCCAGAAUCUCCUCUCGGUCUAUCUUGACGCCACUUUCCAUCCGUUGUUGAAGGAAGAAGAUUUCAGACAAGAAGGCUGGCGUUUAGGUCCGGAAGAUCCUCGCGCCAUACUGGCCCGUGGGGAACAAUCGCAGGCGGACCAGAAGCCAGAAGACAUUCUCUUCAAAGGUGUCGUCUACAACGAGAUGAAGGGCCAAAUUUCGGACGCCAAUUAUCUUUACUACAUCAAAUAUAAGGAGAACAUCAUUCCCGCGCUCAACAACUCUGGAGGAGAUCCUCAAUACAUCACCGAUCUGACCCACAAACAACUGGUCGAAUUUUCGAAGCGCAAUUACCACCCCAGCAAUGCCAAGAUUUUUACCUAUGGUGAUAUGCCACUGAGCGCUCAUCUCCAACAAAUUGGGGGCGUGCUGGAUGGUUUCCAAAAGGGAGAGGCCGACACUGCUGUUAAGCUACCGAUCGAUCUUUCUCACGGUCCUCAGAGCGUGACUGUUUCGGGGCCGAUCGACACAUUCGCCAGCGAAGACAAACAGCACAAAACGUCGACUUCAUGGUAUAUGGGGGAUGCUGCUGAUGUUGUCGAGACAUUCUCGGCCGGUAUUCUUUCCUCGCUGCUCCUUGACGGUUAUGGAUCGCCUUUGUAUCGAGCCUUGAUUGAAAGUGGCUUAGGGUCCUCAUUCACCCCUAAUACGGGCCUUGACUCUUCAGGUCGUGUACCCGUGUUCUCAGCUGGUGUUACCGGUGUGAGCGCAGAAGAAGCACCUAAAGUCAAAGCUGCCAUUCAACAAGUCUUCAAGGAGUGCCUCGCUACUGGCUUCAGUGACGAGAAGGUGCGGGGUUUCCUUCACCAAUUGGAACUUGCUCUGAGACAUAAGACUGCCAACUUCGGUAUUGGUGUCAUGGAGAAAACCAUCUCCUCAUGGUUCAAUGGCUCCAAUCCCAUGAAGGAACUCGCCUGGAAUGAGGUCAUUGAUGAGUUCAAGAGCAGAUAUGAGAAGGGGGGCUACCUGGAAUCCUUAAUGCAGAAGUAUCUCAUGAAUGACAAUUGCUUGACUUUCACAAUGGUCGGCAGUCCUACUUGGAACCAAGAAUUGGACGAACAAGAAAUGGUGCGGAAGGAGGAAAAGUUCAACAAGCUCAUUGAGCAGCAUGGCUCUUUGGAAAAGGUGGUUGCCAAGCUUACAGAGGAAGAGCUCCAGUUGCUGAAAACUCAAGAAGAGGCACAGAACGCAGACCUGUCAUGCCUUCCUUCCCUUCGUGUUGCUGAUAUUUCUCGGGAGAAAGAGCGCAAGCCAGUUCGAGAGUCGAAGGUUGACGGCGUAGACGUCAUCUGGCGCGAGGCUCCAACCAACGGCUUAACCUACUUCCAAGCGUUGAACGCGUUUGAAGAUCUGCCAGACGAUCUCCGUCUCUUGAUGCCACUGUUCAAUGACUGUAUAAUGCGUCUGGGUACAGCCAGCAAGUCAAUGGAGCAGUGGGAGGAUAUCAUCAAGUUGAAGACGGGUGGCAUCUCCACGUCCUCCUUCCAUAUCUCAUCCCCAACGCAGCUUGGAAAGUUCGCGGAGGGUCUUCAAUUCUCUGGUUUUGCCUUGGACAAGAACAUCCCGGAGAUGCUGGAGAUCAUGACUACACUUGUCACUGAGACCGACUUCACUAGUCCCAGUGCGCCAGCCAUGAUCCAGGAACUGCUACGACUGACGACCAACGGCGCCUUGGAUGCAGUGGCUGGAUCAGGUCACCGUUAUGCCCUUAAUGCCGCUGCAGCGGGUCUUUCCCGUAGUUUCUGGGUUCAAGAGCAACAAUCCGGCCUUGCCCAGUUGCAAGCUACAGCUAAUCUGCUGCGAGAUGCAGAGACCUCGCCAGAACGCCUUGCGGAAUUGGUUGAUAAGCUUCGCCAGAUCCAGUCGUUUGCUAUCUCUAGAUCCUCUGGUCUCCGUGUUCGGAUGGUUUGUGAGCAGAGCAGCGCGAAGCAAAAUGAGUCGGUACUACAAAAGUGGCUUACGGGCUUACCACAACUCCGCUCACCGACAUCUACACCCAGCAUGUCAGCUCUCGGCUUGGGUACCCACAAGGCGUUCUAUGACAUGCCUUAUAAGGUCUACUACUCAGGCUUGGCUAUGCAAACCGUCCCUUUCACCAGUUCAUCCAGUGCAUCUCUUAGCGUCCUUUCUCAGCUUCUUACGCAUAACUACCUCCACCCAGAGAUUCGUGAGAAAGGCGGCGCCUAUGGCGCGAGUGCCAUGAAUGGUCCAGUGAAGGGAAUGUUCGCUUUCACUAGUUAUCGGGACCCUAAUCCUGUUAACACCCUGAAGGUCUUCCAGAACAGUGGUGUCUUCGCCAGGGACCGAGCUUGGUCGGAACGGGAGCUCAACGAGGCGAAAUUGGGUAUCUUCCAGGGUCUUGAUGCCCCAAUGAGCGUUGAUGAAGAGGGUGCGAGAUAUUUCAUGAGCGGCGUGACCCAUGAGAUGGAUCAGCGCUGGAGAGAGCAGGUCCUUGAUGUCACGGCUAAGGAUGUCAACGAAGCAGCUGAGUCCUUCUUGGUCCAGGGUUCGCAGCGGUCCGUGUGCCUUCUCGGUGAAAAGAAGGAUUGGAUUGAAUCGGACGGCUGGGAUAUGAGGAAACUUUCCAUGGGAGUCUCUGAUGAUGCUUACGGGUUUCAGGCAGCAUCGGCAGUUCAUGACGUGGUGAGAAUACAACAAGACACGCCGGAUAGAAACCAAGACAUCGAUGCGAUUCUUGGCCGUCUGGAUAGGAUUGAGAGUGCCCUAGGCUUUAGUAGGGGAAGCAGCUCCGUGACAGCGGAUGGUCUUGACCCAGAUCAGGAUGAAGGGUCUGGGGAGAUGUCUCUGCGCCCUCUUUGGAAGGCCGUAAGGCAUCUCAAACUGAUCACUCGGCCUGCUCAGGAUGAUGCUCUCUGGUCACAUCCAGUUAUCAAGCAUCUGUGGUACUCUUUCCUCAAUAAUCUACCCCUACUCCAUUUUCUGAAAGAUCAGAGUGCUUUUGCAUCACCAUCUCCCCUUCUGCUUGCAUCUGUCUUAUUCAUAUCCGCUCUCCAUGGUCCGUCCAACGAUCUAUCGGAGUUUACGAAAGGAUACUUUGUCGCCCAGUGUUGCGCGAUCGCAGAGCUUGUCAACCCAGUGCCAUACGUUUCUCCAGUGGAGAUGUUUGGAAACAGCACAGAAGACCCCGAUCGAUCCUUGGGUACUAUGGAUGAUUCGCUGACCUUUCAGAACAUCCUCGGCUUGAUUAUGGCUAGCUUGGGCUCAGAAGCAUAUGUACCAACUACUGGCACAUGGAUAGCCAUUGCGUAUCGCCUCUUACUCGAUCACGCGCCUCGCGAAGUUGAAACCACGACCCACGACUGGGCUGGGCUGUUCUCAGGUCUCCAGGUAAUCGAUAUUGAGCAUGCUUCUAUGCACAUGUGUUGUCCCCUAUUACCGGAACAGCCACCCAUACCCACUCUUGUCCAAUUUAACGCCCGUGAAGGAAAUGCUUUCCAUGGCCUCAUCCAAAUGAUGCAUCAGGGACUCAGCCAUUUUGUCGGAAGAGGACUCCCCACCAUAUGGUCUUUUGUGAGCGCAAAAGACCGCGAGGUCCUCUCGCCAAUCCGGACACCCUUCACCAAGGAAGACGCACGAGUUAUCCGCCAUUGGGCCCGGCAAUUGGACGAUUGGCUAGUCCGAUAUAAUGCAGCAUCUCAGCCAUCCCCUUCUGAUCGUCAGGGCAUACUCAUCCUUCUACAAUACCAUCUACACAAACUAUACGUCCUAUCCAUAUAUCAUCCAGCCAGAGGAUUUGAUCUAGGUUCUACGGAUAUCUCACCAGCCGAAAGACACGAACUACUAGUCUCAGCCCGUGCAGUUCUGCGGCUUCGUCUAGGUGACGCUAGUAUAUGGUCUAAUUGGGAUCUAAUAAUGGUAACGUUUGCAGCCAUGCUACUACUCCGAGGAAUCGAAGACGGUGUAUUACAUCAAGACGACCUCCACCUGAUUGAAAAGCACAUCGACAGCUUGAAAAGGAACCAUUCAUCUGUGCCAAGCAUCCAUAGCAUACUCGCUGAUCGACUCGAGUCGGGCCUACAGAGCAUGCAUACACCGCCUGAAAUGGGGCCCGACUUUGCAUUUCCCGCUCCAGAAGAGGAUUAUUCUUGGGCGAUCUUUGAUCAGGAGAUUUUGUCUCUAGCAAAUCCGCCGUGGCUAUAUGAGGGCGUUCUUCCCCUGGAGGAGAUGCCAAGGGCAGAUGAGAAUCAGGGUGGGUUGUCGGCGCGGUUGGAGUAUACUGCUUUAGCGCAGGGAGGUGCGGAUGCUCUGGGUGGAGGUAAUAUUGGAUAUAAUUGA
Aspergillus welwitschiae is the source of this 4830-nucleotide messenger RNA. RefSeq names its product pitrilysin family metalloprotease cym1 (gene cym1). Gene Ontology annotation, molecular function: metal ion binding. Gene Ontology annotation, cellular component: mitochondrial matrix. The transcript has 7 exons. NCBI's taxonomy places the organism in Eukaryota, Fungi, Ascomycota, Eurotiomycetes, Eurotiales, Aspergillaceae. Gene Ontology annotation, biological process: protein processing. The record is from RefSeq and is a predicted model, not a curated record. Bases 1 to 4830 code for a protein of 1609 amino acids.